UAUUUGUAAGUCGUUAACAUGUUCACUGAAACGGCUGCAUGAUUUGUGUAAGGAAAUAUGGCUGUCUAGAUAGAAAGCUCCUUUUUGUACAAUUUGAUAUGCCACUGACAGAGACCACAAGUCCAGACUUAUAUUAAACACUGCUCCUGAGAAUUUUAUGUUAAAAUUAAGAUUGUGGUUGAUUAAACACAUUUCUUUCAGCAUGAACCAGAGAGUGGGGUGGGGUGGGGCUUAAAAUUUUAAAUUCAGUGUGUAUGUCAACCAAAUUAAGGUGCGCUCAAAUGAUAAGUACAUUUAAAUUCCUACAUGACAUCUUUUAAAAAGAUGAGGCUUGACAUGUUUCCUUGGUUUGGAACAUUUUUCUUGUGUUCAUUCUAGGGUGGGACAUGAGGACUUCAAAUAGCAUGAGGAUUUUCAUCAAGCCCUAGAAGUUAGCACAGCUGUCAAAUCUCAGAGGAGCUGAUUCUCAGUUUACGAAGAAUAUUUAUUUGAAUGUAUUUUUAAUUUGAGAGCAUGGGAAACAUUUUUGCAAGGGGCUCCAACUGCCUUUGUUAGGAUUCCUUCCAUUUUAUUUACUUGAAAUAAUGAAAUAACAGUUUUUUUUUAAGUUCUUCUAGUUUCACACUUGGAGCUUGAUUUUUAAGUAUGCAAGCUUUUUCAGGGUAUGUAAAGUUAUAUACAAUCCUAAAGAAGUUAGUGGAAGUCAUGCUAGGGUAUCAGUGAAACUUACUCAUACGACUACUUUCCCAUGAAAUGAGAAAAUAAGUAUAUUUUGUAUGUACUGGAUUCUUUCAGUUAAAGAGUCGAAGGUACUAAAUUCCCUUUUAGUAAAACAUGCCUCACGAUUUUUAUAAUGAAAUAACAGGAUAAAGACUUUACUGUAUUACUAGCUUUUUUUGUUUUUUUGUGUUUUCCUUCCAGAAACAAAAUGUAACUAACAGCUGUAGACAGCAUGAGCAUGACUCACAGGAUGGCACUAUCUUCAUAUUAUGGUUGCCAAGUCACAUCAUAACGUUGAAUAUGGAAAGCAGUUCUCCCUAAUCUCCGACCACGAGUAUGGAUUUCUGGUCUCACAAAUCUUGGCUAUGGGAGGAAUAGCACCAUAUACUGGCUGCUGAUCUGGAGUAUAUACAACAUCCUGGAGGACAGUACUGCAGCCCUGCAAGAAAUCAUCACUCUAAUGCUUUCCUUAAAGAAGGAACAUAAAUCCUCAGAAUGGGAAGUAACAGCAACAACAGUACAAGAGCAAAGUGCACGGAUCUUCAAAUGCCAUUUCAGUACUCGCUCUAUGCAACUACCUAUGCCCUCAUAUUCAUCCCUGGUCUUCUGGCCAACAGUGUGGCCUUGUGGGUUUUAUGCCGCUUCAUCAGCAAGAAAAAUAAAGCCAUCAUUUUCAUGAUCAAUCUCUCUGUGGCUGACCUUGCUCAUGUGCUGUCCUUACCCCUCCGGAUUUACUAUUACAUCAACCAUCACUGGCCUUUCCAGAGAGCCCUUUGCCUGCUGUGCUUCUACCUGAAGUAUCUUAACAUGUAUGCCAGCAUUUGCUUCCUGACCUGCAUCAGCCUUCAGAGGUGUUUCUUUCUCCUCAAGCCAUUCAAGGCCAGAGACUGGAAACGUAGGUACGACGUGGGCAUCAGUGCUGCCAUCUGGGUCGUUGUGGGGACUGCCUGUUUGCCACUUCCCAUCCUGAGAAACGCAGACUUAGCCAACAACACUGAGUCCUGCUUUGCUGAUUUAGGGCUUCAACACAUUAGCAUGGCUUCCUCCAUUGGCAUGGUAACUGUAGCUGAAAUUGGAGGGUUUGUGUUACCUGUUGUAAUUAUCACCUGUUGCACAUGGAAAACGAGAAAAUCCUUAAAGGAAUUCCAAGUUCCCUCACAGAAUACCGAAGAGAGAAAAAAGGCUUGGCGAAUGGUCCUGAUGUGUGCAGUGGUGUUCAUUGUGUGUUUCACUCCUUACCAUCUCAAUUUCCCCUUCUUUAUGAUGGUGAAGCAACAUGUCUUUUCCAACUGCUCAUUUAUUAAGAGCACUCUAUAUUUGCACAUCAUCUUCCUGUGUCUUGCAAAUCUGAAUUGUUGUCUUGAUCCAGUUGUGUAUUAUUUCAUGACUUCAGAAUUUUGUGAUCAAUUUUCAGAACAUGGCAGCUUGGUUCUUCAGUCAUGUGUGAGGUGUAAGGACAGUAAUUUGGAAAUUCAUCAGAGGAAGGAGGAUCUUCAAACUAUCUCUCUUGAAUUUUUGGAUGAUUCCAAGACAAUUUAAUCAAAUAAUUAGCUAGAACAAUCCAUAUAAUCUAUCUGUCCAGCUAUACAUAUUAAAGAUUUUUUAAAAAAUGAGGCUGACGAGAGCCUUAAAGAAACACAUGCCCCCUCCUUUCACCCUCAGAAUGAUUCUUAUGAAAGAAAUAUUCAUGCCUCUAUUUUCUCCCCAAAAGGAAACAUAUUGCUCUAUGGAGUAUGUGAACAAAUAUCUUUCUUUACAGAAGGUGAUCGGCAAUAGAAUGAAUUGUACACCAGUUUUUCAGCAAUUAAUCUAAUCUUUUCACCUUCUCCUGAGAGCAACAAAAUGUAAUUUGAUAACAGAAGGACUUAGUGUAUUGUCAAAACAUUUGAAAUUGUACAGGUAAAAAUAUGAUUCUGGUUUAAUCUAGAAAAUAUACACUAAUUGAACAAAGUAGAUUAAAGAGUAGCUGCCUAUUGUUGUUAAUAUGAAUUAUGGGAAUUAUUAUAAUUUGGAAUACCUAUGACACUUUCUCUUUCCAUCCUUGGGGAUACAGACAAUUCACAUUAAUCCAAAAUAUCUCAAAAGUAUCAUGAGGUUCACAUAACACACCUACACAUGCGCCUUAAAGACAAAAUGUUAUGUUCUAAAACAUUUCACAACCUUGAGAAUUUCAGGGUUUGCAGUGAAGAUUCUUUGCUUGGAUCUCUCUGAGUGCAUGUGAUGUGAUAUCUGCUUUCAUAUAUUGGUACUAAUUCAGAAAAUAUUCUGUUAUAUUUGUUUAUUAAAAUCAACUAUGCCAUGUUCUCCCUGGUUUGAUUGUUUUUUAUACAAUUUGAGUCACAAUUUCACUUGAUACAUUUAGGUUAAUGAAUUAAUAAAGAAUCACAUACAUGCAUGUAGUUUUUCAGUAGCCAAACUCUUUAUGGACCUCAUUUAAUACAAGUAAAGUCAUAUAUACAGAGAACACUGGUGAACUGAAUCCUAUUAUAAAUGCAGAAUGGAAUAUUGCUAUUUUAAAAAAUCCUUUUGGUUAAAUCCUUUUGUAAUACAUAACAUUUUCUCCAAAAUUUUAUUUAGUUAUUGUUGUUGAGAAUAUACACAGCAAAACAUACAGCAAUUCAAGUUUCUACAUGUACAAUUUAGUAACAUUAAUUACAUUCUUUGAGUUGUGCACCAGUUCUCACCCUCCUCUUCUGAGUUGUUCCUCCCUCAUUAACAUAAACUCACUGCCCCUAAUCUUUCGAGUUGUUGUCAAUUUGAUGCCAUGUAGAUAGCUCUUAAAAGACCAUAAUGCUCAAGGCAGACAUUUUUUACUAGUUAAUCUAAACUAUUAUUUGGUUUUAAGAAGACUUCAGGGCAUAUUUUUGGUUUAAGGUUUAAAAAUAAUCUCAGAGUGAUAGUUUCAGGGGUUCAUCCACCUGUCAUGGCCCCAGAAAGUCUAGAGUCCAUGAGAAUUUGCAAUUAUGUUCUCUAUUUUCCCCUUUUGAAUCAGGACCCUUCUAUAAAGUCUUUGACCAGAAUGUUCAGUAAUGGUAGCUGGGCAUUAUCCAGUUCUGGUCUCAUGGCAAAGGAGGCAGUUGUUUAUGGAGACAAUUAGCCACCCAUUUCAUAUCCUCCUAUUUCUGACUCUCCUUUUUUCUCUGUUCUCCAGGUGAAUAGAAACCAGUUGUUGUGCCUUGGAUAACCGCCCUCAAGCUUUUAAGAUCUUAGGCACUAUGUUAAAACAGAAGCACUAAAAAUGUUAUUAGGCCAAUUAACGGGGGUAUACCAAGAAACCAUGACCCUAAAUCUCCAAGCCAAGGAACCAUAUCCCAUGAGGUUUUCAGUUGUUCAUAAGCAGCCUGAGCAGCUUCUCUGAGAUGCAAAUCAAACCACAAUGAAAUGCAAUUUCACUCCCACUAGGAUGGCUAAGAUUGAAAAAAAAAAAAAAGCCAGAAAAUAACAAAUGUUGGCGAGGAUUUGGGAGAAAGUGGAACCCUUACCCAUUGCUAGUGGGAAUGCAAACUGGUACAGCUGUUGUAGAAAACAUUGUGGUAGUUCCUCAAAAAACUAAAAAUAGAACUACGAUAUGAUUCAGCAGUUCCACUCCUAGGUAUAUACCCAACACUUUUGAAAGCAGAGACUCAAAAAGAGACUUGUACACUGUCUUAGGCUGGGUUCUCUAGAGAAACAUAAGCAGUGAAGUGUGUGUGUAUAUAUAUAUCUCAAGGAAACAGCUUAUGCAGUUUUAGAGGCUGGGAAGUCCCAAGUCUGUGAGUCCGGUAUCAGAUUGGAGGCUUCUCCUGACUCACGUAGCUGCAGGGGCUGACAAACCCAAGAUCAGCAGGUAAGAUGGCAGACUGCCGGCUCCAGUUCCAAGAACUGGAUUUCAGAUGAUGAUGAGCUGAGUACAGGAUCCAGAGCAGAGCAAAAGCCAGUGGCCUUUGCCAGAAAGUCUAUAUAUAUAUUGGAUACCAGCCAUACCCGCAAGGAAACUGCCUUUCAACUGAUUGGCUGCUCAUAGCAGAUAUCAUUAUGGAGGAGAUUCCAUUAUAUCAAAUUUCAUCAUAGAGGUGAUUACAUUAUUGCAUAAUUACCAAACUACAUCAGAACUGUCAAGCCUCUGGGAAUUAUGGCCCAGCCAAGUUGACACACAACCUUAACCAUCAUGUACACCUGUGUGCAUUGUAUCACUAUUCACAAUAGCCAAAGAUGAAAGCAACCUACAUGCCCAUAAACAGAUGAAUAAACAAAAUAUGGUACGUACAGUGGAAUACUACUCAGUCAGUAGGAGAAAUGAAGUCUUGAUACUUGCUACAAUUUGGAAGGAGCUUGAAGACAUUAUGCUGAGUGAAAUAAGCCAAUCACAAAAGGACAAAUAUUGUACGACCUCACUUACAUUAAAAGGCAAGAAAAGUCAAAUGUCUAUAGACCAAAGUUUAUUAGUGGUUACCUGGGGCAGGAGAGAAGGGGGAAAGGGAACUUAAUGGUGAUGGAAUAAUCAUGUUGAUUAAGGGUAGGGUUGCACAGCCGAUUAUUGUAAUUGCUGCCAGUUAGUCAUACUGUGGGGGCUUCCUUGUUGCUGUGAUGCUGGAAGCUACGCCAUCAGUAUUCAGCAACCAGAAGGGUCACCCAUAGCAGACAGGUUUCAGCUGAGCUUCCAGAUUAAAACAGACUAGGAAGAAGGAUGAGUCGGAAUUGCCUCGACGACACUGGGUCUGGGAGGAAGAAGGACCCAACAGUCUACUUCUGAAAAGAAAUAGCCAGUGAAAACCUUAUGAAUAGCAGUGGAACAUUGUCUGAUGUGGUGCAGAAAGAUGAGCCUCCCCAGGUUGGAAGACACUCAAAAAACGACUGUGGAGGGCUGCCUCCUUAAAGUAGAGUCAACCUUAAUGAUGUGGAUAGAGUCAAGCUUCUGGGCAUUCAUUUGCUGAUGUGGCGUGAGUCAAAAUGAGAAGAAACAGCUGCAUUAGUAAUCAGAACCUGGAAUGUAUGAUGUAUGAAUCUAGGAAAAUUGGAAAUCAUCAAAAAUGAAAUGGAAUGCAUAAAGAUCAAUAUCCUAGGCAUUAGUAAGCUGAAAAGGACUGGUACAGGCCAUUUAGAAUCAGACAAACAUAUGGUCUACUAGGCCUAGAAUGACAACUUGAAGAGGAAUGGCCUUGCAUUCAUUGUCAAAAAGAACAUUUAAAGAUCUAUCCUGAAGUACAACACUGUCAGUGAUAGGAUAAUAUCCAUAUGCCUACAAGGAAGACCAGUUAAUAUAACAAUUAUUCAAAUUUGUGCACCAAUCACUAAGGCCAAAGAUGAAUUGAAGAUCUUUACCAGCUUCUGCAGUCUGAAAUUGAUUGAAUAUGCAAUCAGGAUGUGUUGAUAAUUACUAGUGAUUGAAAUGCAAAAGUUGGGAACAAAGAAGAAUGGCAGUUGGAAAAUAUGGCCUAGGUGGUAGAAAUGAUGCCAGAGAUACCAUGAUAGAAUUAUUCAAGACCAACGAAUUCUUCAUUGCAAAUACCUUUUUUUACCAACAUACACAGAGCCUAUACACAUGGACGUCACCAGAUAGAAUACACAGGAAUCAAGUUGACUACAUCUGUGGAAAGAGUUGAUGGAAAAGCUCAACAUCACCUGUCAGAACAAGGCCAGAGGCCAACUGUGGAAGAGACCAUCAGUUGCUCAUAUGCAAAUUCAAGUUGAAACUGAAGGAAAUUAGAACAAGUCCACAAGAGCCAAAGUACAACCUUGAGUAUAUCCCACCUGAAUUUAGAGAUCAUCUCAAGAAUAGAUUUGACGUGUUGAACGCUAAUGACCGAAGACUAGACGAGUUGUGGAAUGACAUUAAGGACAUAAUAAUGAAGAAAGCAAGAGGUUACUAAAAAGACAGGAAUGAAAGAAAAGACCAAAAUGGAUGUCAGAGGAGACUCUGAAACUUGCUCUUGAAUGUCGAGCAGCUAAAGCAAAAGGAAGAAAUGAUGAAGUAAAAGAAUUGAACAGAAGAUUUCAAAGGGCAACUCCAGAAGACAAAGUAUUGUAAUGACAUGUGCAAAGAGCUGGAGAUAGAGGACCAAAAGGGAAGAACAUGCUCGACAACUUUCCAGCUAAAAGAACUGAAGAAAAAACUUGAGCCUCAAGUUGCAGUAGUGAAGGAUUCUAUGGGGCAAACAUUAAAAGACUCAGGAAGCAUCAAAAGAUGGAAGGAAUAUGUAGUCAUUAUACCAAAAAGAAUUGGUCGACUUUCAACCAUUUCAAGAGGUAGAAUAUGCUCAGGAACCCAUGGUACUGAAGGAAGAAAUUCAAGCUGCACUGAAAGCAUUGGAGAAAAACAAGGUUCCAGGAACUGACAGAAUAUCAAUGGAGAUGUUACAACAAAUGGAUGGAGCGCUGGGAGGGCUUACUUGUCUAUGCCAAGAAAUUUGGAAGACAGCUAGAAGAGAUCCAUAUUUAUGCCUAUUCCCAAGAAAGGUGAUCCAAAGGAAUGCGGAAAUUAUCAAACAAUAUCAUUAACAUCACACUCAAGCAAAAUUUUGCUGAACAUUAUUCAAAAGUGGCUGUAGUAGUAUAUCGACAGGAAACUGCCAGAAAUUCAGGUUGGAUUCAGAAGAGGGCAUGGAACUAGGGGAUAUCAUUGCUGAUGUCAGAUGGAGCCUGGCUGAAAGCAGAAAGAUGUUUACCUGUGUUUUAUUGACUAUGCAAAGGCAUUCGACUGUGGGGAUCAUAACAAAUUAUGGAUAAUAU
This is a messenger RNA of Loxodonta africana (African savanna elephant), 7428 nucleotides long. Its product is annotated as putative P2Y purinoceptor 10. The record is from RefSeq and is a predicted model, not a curated record. Gene Ontology annotation, biological process: positive regulation of Rho protein signal transduction; phospholipase C-activating G protein-coupled receptor signaling pathway. Bases 1216 to 2259 code for a protein of 347 amino acids. Gene Ontology annotation, molecular function: G protein-coupled receptor activity. NCBI's taxonomy places the organism in Eukaryota, Metazoa, Chordata, Mammalia, Proboscidea, Elephantidae. Gene Ontology annotation, cellular component: plasma membrane. The transcript is spliced from 3 exons.